AUGGGCCCUGGGGCUCUGCUGGUCCUGCUGGUGGCCACAGCUUGGCAUGCUCAAGGGGUCCCAGUGAUAGAGCCCAGCAGCCCUGAGCUGGUUGUGAAGCCAGGUGCCACGGUGACCCUGCGAUGCACGGGCAAUGGCAGUGUGGAAUGGGACGGCCCCAUCUCCUCCCCCUACUGGACCCUGGACCCUCAGGACCCCUGCAGCAUCCUGACCACAAACAAUGCCACCUUCCGAAACACGGGGACCUAUCGUUGUACUGAGACUGGAGACCCCCUGGGGGGCAGCGCCACCAUCCACCUCUACGUCAAAGACCCUGCGCGGCCCUGGAAUUUGCUGGCUGAGAAAGUGACGGUGUGGGAGGGUCAGGAUGCACUGCUGCCCUGCCUGCUCACUGACCCGGCACUGGAGGCGGGUGUCUCACUGACGCAAGUGCGUAACCGGCCGGUCUUGCGCCAAACCAACUAUACCUUCUCACCCCGGCACGGCUUCACUAUCCACAACGCCAAGUACGUGGAGAGUCGAGAUUACCAAUGCAGCGCUCAAGUCGAUGGCAGGACGGUGACAACGCUUGGCAUCAGGCUUAAAGUGCAGAAAGUCAUCCCAGAGCCCCCGACCGUGACACUGGAGCCUAAAGAGCUGGUACGGAUUCAAGGAGAGGCUGCCCAGAUCGUUUGCUCAGCCAGUGACGUUGAUGUCCACUUUGACGUCUUCCUCCAACGAGGAAACACCAAGCUCACAAUCUUGGAACACUCCGACUUCCAUCAAAACCGUUUCCAGAAAGUCCUGACCCUCAACCUUGAUCAAGUAGGCUUCCAACAUGCUGGCAACUACUCCUGUGUGGCUACCAAUAUCCAGGGCGUCCAGUCCUCUUCCAUGGUCUUCCGGGUCGUAGAGAGUGCCUACUUGAACUUGACCUCUGAGCAGAACCUCCUCCAGGAGGUGGGUCUGGGUGAGCAGCUCAACCUCCAAGUCACGGUGGAGGCCUACCCAAACCUACAAAGUCUUAACUGGACCUACCUGGGACCCUUCUCUUACCACCAGCCCACGCUCCAUUUUGCCACCGACAAGAACAUGUACAGGUAUACCUCCACCCUCUUCCUGCCUCGCCUGAAGCCUUAUGAGGCCGGCCACUACUCCUUCCUGGCCGAAAAUGCCCGAGGCAGAGAAGUUCUGACCUUCGAGCUCCACCUUCGAUACUCCCCAGAGGUAAAGGUCACGUGGCACCCCAUCAAUGGUUCUGAUGCCCUGCUCUGUGAGGUCUCCGGGUACCCCCAGCCCAACGUGACGUGGGUGCAGUGUGGGGGUCGUACUGAUAGAUGUGAUGAGACCCUGGAGCUGGUCUUCGAGGACCCACACCCCAAGGUCCUGAGCCAGGAGCCCUUCCACAAGGUGACUGUCCACAGCCUGCUGGUCACUGGAACCUUGGAACACAACAGGACGUAUGAGUGCAGGGCCCACAACAGUGCAGGGAACGACUCUCAGGCCUUCUCGCACGUCUCUGUAGGAGCCAGCAUACAGCCCCGUGAUGAGACCUUCUUCACGCCAGUGAUGGUCGCCUGCAUGUCCAUCAUGGCCUUACUGCUGCUGCUGCUCUUGCUGCUUCUGUACAAGUACAAGCAGAAGCCCAAAUACCAGGUGCGCUGGAAAAUCAUUGAGAGCUAUGAGGGCAACAAUUACACGUUCAUCGAUCCCACCCAGCUGCCCUACAAUGAAAAGUGGGAGUUCCCCCGUAACAACCUGCAGUUUGGUAAGACCCUUGGAGCUGGCGCCUUUGGGAAGGUGGUAGAGGCCACAGCCUUUGGUCUGGGCAAGGAAGAUGCUGUCCUGAAGGUGGCUGUGAAGAUGCUGAAGUCCACCGCUCAUUCUGAUGAGAAGGAGGCCCUCAUGUCGGAACUGAAGAUCAUGAGCCACCUGGGUCAGCACAACAACAUAGUCAACCUGCUGGGAGCCUGCACCCACGGAGGUCCUGUCCUGGUUAUCACUGAGUACUGUUGCUAUGGCGACCUGCUCAACUUUCUGAGAAGGAAGGCUGAGGCCAUGCUGGGACCCAGCCUGAGUCCCGGCCAGGACCCUGGCUACAAGAACAUCCACGUGGAAAAGAAAUAUGCCCGCAGGGACAGUGGCUUCUCCAGCCAGGGUGUGGACACCUAUGUGGAGAUGAGGCCCGUUUCCACUUCUUCUUCAGAUGACUCCUUCUCUGAGCAAGACCUGGACAAGGACGGGUGGCCGCUGGAGCUGUGGGACCUGCUCCACUUCUCGAGCCAGGUGGCCCAGGGCAUGUCCUUCCUUGCUUCUAAGAACUGCAUCCAUCGGGACGUGGCAGCCCGAAACGUUCUGCUGACCAGUGGGCGUGUGGCCAAGAUUGGGGAUUUUGGGCUGGCUAGGGACAUCAUGAAUGACUCCAACUACAUCGUCAAGGGCAAUGCCCGCCUGCCCGUGAAGUGGAUGGCUCCAGAGAGCAUUUUCGACUGCGUCUACACGGUUCAGAGUGAUGUCUGGUCCUACGGAAUCCUCCUCUGGGAGAUCUUCUCACUCGGGCUGAACCCCUACCCUGGCAUCCUGGUGAACAGCAAGUUCUAUAAGCUGGUGAAGGAUGGGUACCAAAUGGCCCAGCCUGCGUUCGCUCCAAAGAACAUAUACAGCAUCAUGCAAGCGUGUUGGGCGCUGGAGCCCACUCACAGACCCACCUUCCAGCAGAUCUGCUCCCUCCUUCAGGAGCAGGCCCAAGAGGAGAGCAGAGAGCAGGCCUACACCAACCUGCCCAGCAGCCCCAGCAGGGGUGGCGAGCCAGAGGAGAGCUCUAGCGAGCAGCUGGCCUGCUGUGAGCAGGGGGAUAUAGCCCAGCCGCUGCUGCAGCCUAACAACUAUCAGUUCUGCUGAGGUGACGACAGGGAAGCACUCUCUCUCGCCUGCUCCAAGACCCAACUCCUCCAUGGAUGGGCGCCAUGGGGGAGAACACAGACUCUGCCCUUCGUCAUUUCACUUAACAGCCUGGCCCAGCUCUGAAACUCAGGAAUGUGGGACCCACGAGAGGUCGGAGAGGACCCCACUUCCAGAACCUGGGCCAUCACUGCCAGUCAGGGGCUGGGGCUGAGCCCCGCCCCUCCCACUGUUCUCAAAGCUGUGGCCACAUGUUCGCUAUGCCAAAUGGGAGAACCCCCAGCUCACCCUUUUAACCUUGUUCCCACUUCCAGGAAACCCCUCCCCUACUCCCCUCGUGUCUCAAUGGACUGGAUUGCAUCUAUGGAGUCCCCGGGAGCCACCCCACCAUUGAGCAAACUAUGCUCCUGAGCCUUAGCAGAGUGGAGGGAGCCUCUAACCAAGUAGACAGUGAGAGUGGACAGGUGCUCAGAGUAGUCUGAGCUCAGCUCAGACCCCUUGGAGCAGGGUGGCUCCUCUGUAAGAAUCGAACUUACUUCCUAGUCUCUGCCCUCUGGCCUUCUCUCCUCAGUCUCCCCUCCCCCGCCCCGGAUCUGGUAUAUGAGCCACGUGGCAGCUAGAAUUUCAGGGUUCUGCCCAGUCCCCUGUCCUCCUGAGCUGGAAGGCAGGGAACCCGUGUGGCCGGCCACACCAAGCAAGCAGCACGCACUUCCCCGAGUUGACUCAACAUAACUAACAGUCACGCUGUGGGAUGUCUCUGUCAACAUUAAACUAACAACAUUAACACA
This is a messenger RNA of Rhinolophus ferrumequinum (greater horseshoe bat), 3668 nucleotides long. It is a transcript of the gene CSF1R, whose product is annotated as colony stimulating factor 1 receptor. Bases 1 to 2880 code for a protein of 959 amino acids. The record is from RefSeq and is a predicted model, not a curated record. Gene Ontology annotation, biological process: protein phosphorylation; osteoclast differentiation; cell surface receptor protein tyrosine kinase signaling pathway. NCBI's taxonomy places the organism in Eukaryota, Metazoa, Chordata, Mammalia, Chiroptera, Rhinolophidae. Gene Ontology annotation, molecular function: cytokine binding; macrophage colony-stimulating factor receptor activity; ATP binding. The transcript has 21 exons. Gene Ontology annotation, cellular component: CSF1-CSF1R complex; signaling receptor complex.